CUGAAGUGUUGCGUAAAAUACAAGUGGGCCCUUGCUCACAAUAUAUCUAAAUAACAAUGGCUAAAAGUACUGAAUGGCCACUGACGGUACAAACAAUUAGCUUAGCAGACCUACAGCCCCCUCUACCCCCAACCCCCUAAAAAUGAGCACCUUCUCCUAAGUUACAAUCAGUGAACCCGCCAUAUAUUCUACACGUGACAAAUGCCGAUAAUUGUGCCAUAGUUAUGAUUGGUUAAUACCAUAGCAUCUUUCUCGAUUGGUCAGUUGUUGAUUGAAUCUUUCAUCAUAUGAUAUUCAAACGAUAUUGUGUGAUAUAUAGUAUAGUAUUGUGUCAUUUUCACUUCAAUACCUUAUCAUGUAAAGUCUUCGUGGCUACAAUCUCACGAAUGGCAAUCUCUCUUAGGGUGACAUUGGAACUUGUUGCAAAGGAAAAGCACAGCGGUAAAACCAUCGACGCAAAGAAAGCGAUAGAUGCCAUCAAACAAAAAGAUGUACGAGACAAAUUGGCUAAAAGCAAAAUUGAAAUCGAAUACGUUGAUCUAGCGUACGUGGAUAGGAACACUGGCGAAAUAGAAGACGAUGAGACUAAUGUUGCUGUUGUUGUAGCCGUCGUUUGCGUAGUGGCAUUUAUUGCUGUUGCUGCUGUUGCUGCAUUUAUUGUCCUCAAAAGACGCAACCAGGGCAACUUGAAUACCAACUUGACAAUGACAGAACGAAUUGCCCAAAGAGGAAAUAGCAAAGAAGAUUUGCUCAGAUCUGAUAUUAUGAUGAGCAAUAUCGAUCAAGUCGGGAUGAAGAACAUGGCCUACUCCGGUGAUGUUGAUUAUCGAGCUAGUCACGUGCCCAUUGACGAAUCAUUCAUGAUUGAUGUCUCAGGAAAGAUGAAAAAUGGAGGCGAAACGAAAAAACCCGAGCAGUACGAGUCGCUACCCUGGUACAAAGGUCAAAUGACAGAAAAACAAGUUGAAUGUUCAUUUGAACUGUGCAAUAAGAGUGGAUCCUAUUUGGCCUACAAAACAGAAGACGACCAGCUUAGAUUAGGGAUUAAAACAGUGGAGGAUAGCGAACACGGGGUUCUCCACCUUGGGGUAGAUAGAACACCCAAUGGAGCUUUCAUGGUUAGAUAUGGUAACAACGAUCCUAUCACACGAGAUUCGUUGCUCGACGUCAUCGAGCACUACCAAGUGGUCCCUCUUAGUCUCGGUGAUGGGACCCCUGAGAUAGUUCUGACGGAACCAUGGUUGCGAAGCUCUUUGUAGAACCAGUGUUGUAUCAGCUUUUUACAUUAAGGAAGAGCAAUUAAUGACACUUAAAUAAUUCACUUAUUAAUUCGUUUCUGUAGAGUUGAUCUCGUUGUUUUGGUUACGUCAUUUACGAUUGUAUAACAUGAUUGAUAGCAAUCGCUGUAAUAGGCUCGUGAGGGGUACGAUUAGUAGGAUGUUGUUGUGGUUGUCAUGCUUAUAGAUUCGCAUUAACUAGCUAGGCACUAUAUUCUAAAGAUAUAUGACCGCCAAGAAACUCCUUACUGCCAUAAAGUAAUCCGAUUCAAAUGGAUUUCUAUCGUGUUUUUUCGCAGAUUUCGUGAUGAGCAGCGUAACCCCUCUUAUAUUUCUGCCUUGGAGCUUGAAUGGAAUCGAUUAAUGGCUCCGUUUCACCAAACACUUACAGAUGUAAGUAGGCCAAGAGUUCUGGACAUAAUAGGCUAAGCCAGUGGUAUUAAAUGUUUCUGUGUGUAAUUUCAUUUUUCUUUAUUAAUGUAACAAACGCUUCUUGAUAAUUUCAAAGCACCAUCCCUUUCAUAAUUCUAGCGAGAUAUUACCUUGUUACUUGCUAUAAGAAUUGCAUAUUAUAAAUCCGAUUGAUGAAGUUACAAUUUAAUUGGAUUUGCCUUGUCCAGCAAAGUAUGCGUAAUGUAGCAAGCUCGAUUUGUGCAAUCUGGUCUUGAAAUGUCUAUGAAAAAUGUGCGAAAAACUAAAUUUUCUUCCUCUGUUGAAAACCGGUGUGAAUUAACUUGCAUAAGUAGUAAAUUAUGCCUUGGAAAAAACCUGCUGUGAUUUUUCAGAAGUGGCGCUUCCUAUCAACUGGCUCUCUGAGGUUUGAGAACUGAGACCUAAAAAUACAGUAUAGGCAAGAUCGAAUUGUGAUCGAAUAAAUCGAAAAACAAUAACCUAACAUUUUAAGGCUGGCUGUGUUGAGUCCUAGACAUGUCCUUUUGAAUCCCCGCCCCCCAAUUUAGAGAACUUUUUAGAUGUUUCUUUUAUGAUCCUGCAUGUUUCAAGAUCGAUUUACGCUUUUCUAACAUUCGUGCCCUCGCUAUCGCCGUAAGGUUGUCAACCCCAAACAUUGAAUAUUGUUAAACUACCUUUCAUCUUUUUCAUGUUGAGAUAAAUAUUUAUCAGUUGUGAAUUUACAAUUGACUAUUUAGGGCUAGACCCGUAAUUUCCUUGUAAAUUAAUUGGAAUUAGAAAUGUAAAUGUAUUUAGAUAAAAAAAUAAAUUUUCUCGUAUACCGUUGCAGCAUUCGUAUUGUAGACCACAGUUUCGCCUAUUGAAGAAGAUGAUUAUUUCAACCUAGUGCUAUCAGAACAAACCUUUAUGCACUUUAGGCCUUUGGUAGUCUAGAAGACUCCACUUAAAGUUUAUGUGAUUUUCAAAUGGUAAAGGAGUUGAGACAUCGAUAGAACAUUCAUCCGCAGUUGACACAUACCCUUCUAAGACUAGCUUUUCUAUUUUAAAGAAGCAGUAAUUUUAAAGUCAACCACGACGUUACAAAGUGAGCAAAAUUAAGUCGAAAAGUAGCUGUUGUUUAAAGAGGCUGCAUAUUACAGCAAUAUUAGAAUCGUCUAUUGACUGUUAGUGUGAGUAAAAAUUCGCAUACAUUCUUUCGUGUCGGAUGUAAUAUUCAAUUUAUUUGUGAAUCACUUCUUUAAGAUUUAUUAAAUGAAGUUCAAUUCUUUCA
Rhopilema esculentum is the source of this 2958-nucleotide messenger RNA. NCBI's taxonomy places the organism in Eukaryota, Metazoa, Cnidaria, Scyphozoa, Rhizostomeae, Rhizostomatidae. The record is from RefSeq and is a predicted model, not a curated record.